Messenger RNA from Mytilus trossulus (common blue mussel), 3193 nucleotides. RefSeq names its product importin-13-like. The transcript is spliced from 29 exons. The coding region runs from base 137 to 3007 and encodes 956 amino acids. The record is from RefSeq and is a predicted model, not a curated record. Gene Ontology annotation, biological process: protein import into nucleus. Gene Ontology annotation, molecular function: small GTPase binding. Lineage: Eukaryota; Metazoa; Mollusca; Bivalvia; Mytilida; Mytilidae. Gene Ontology annotation, cellular component: cytoplasm.
UACCAUCAAGCUGAAAGUGUGAAAAAAAGGUUUAAAACCUAAAAGUUGAAACAAAAAACUCUAUUUAAUGAAUAAUGGUGUAUCAAUUGAGAUGAGAGUGAAAUGGUUCUAGAUAACUGAGUACAUCAAUUUCAAUAUGGCUUACACUGCAGAAAAUGUAGAACAGGCAGUGCUCCAGUUUUACCAGCAGUCUAUGGUUCAUCCACAGAUACAUGAAUGGUUAACUAAAGCACAAAUUUCAACAGAAGCAUGGUCAUUUUCAUGGGAACUUAUGGGUAGUCAUAAAACUGCAGAAGUACAGUAUUUUGGUGCAAAUUCCUUACAUGUGAAAAUUUCCAGGUUUUGGCAUGAAGUGCCCCCUGAUCAGUAUGACGGUUUACGAAGCAGAUUAUUGGAUAAGAUCAUAGAAUUUGGUGCUGGACCUAAGAUUGUACUCACAAGGCUAUGUGUUGCUAUUUCUUCAUUGAUACUUCAUAUGACACCAGAACAUUGGCCUGAUCCAUUGUUGACAUUAGUACAAAGUUUUCAGGGAGAUAAUAUUCCUAAUUUAAAUAGUACACAGAGGUUACAUAUAUUGUUAGAGACUAUCAGGGUGCUGCCAGAGGAGUUUUUCAGUUCCAGUCUUGCUCAGAACAGACGAUCUCUACUAAGACAAGAACUUACUAAAGGUCUACAGCAUGUUCUGACCUUACUACAGACUCUGAUGAUCCCCACAUCACCAGAAGAUGUACAAGACCAGGCCCUCAAGUGUUUCUCUAGCUGGGUGGAGUUUGGUGUGCCUGUAAUGGAAGGAGAACCUGUGAUACUACAAGUCUUUCAUACUCUGUAUAAUCCUAGUCUGUUUGAUACAGCUGUGGAAAGUCUAGUCAAUGUUUUCUCUCAUCCUGAUUCCCUUAGAUUUCCCUAUACAAUACAAAAAUUCCUUCCAAAUGUAUUGCAGUUAUCUGAGAUGUUUAAAAAGGCCACAGAAUCUUCUGAUAUGGAUGUGUGUCAAGGAAUUUGUCAGAUAGUUGUGGCAUUAGCAGAGAAUCAUACCAAGUUAAUCAUUGAUGCCUCAUUGUGUCUGGACGAUGAGAGGAGAAAUAAUGUAUUAAAUCUGAUUAAAAUGGUUCUAGCCUGCACAUCAAUUCCCGGUCAUUAUCCUAUAGAUGAGAACUUCAGUAACAUGCCUUUUACCUUUUGGUAUGUUCUACAGGAUGAGAUUUUAGAGUCUGACCCGUCAAGAUGUCAGCUAUUACUGCCUGUGAUUCAACCAUUCUUUUUUUCACUGGUAGAAAUUCUGUUAAUCAAAGUCCAGUACCCUGAUGAUCAAACAUAUACUUCUUGGACCUCAGAUGAAGUAGAACAAUUCCGAUGUUAUAGACAAGACAUAGGGGAUACAAUGAUGUAUUCCUUCAGCAUAUUAAGAGAACCGUUAUUAGGAUACUUGUGUUCUGUGUUAGGUUCAUGUGUAGAUAAAAGUGAAGCUAACACAAUACAAUGGCAGCUGGCAGAAGCAAUCUUCUUCCUGUUUGGAUCAGUAGCAGAAAGUGUUGAUUUAGAAGAAAACUUAUACAUGCCUAAUGUUAUGAAUCUCAUUCCAAAACUACCUUAUGACAACAUAAAAUUUAUCUCCACUGCAUUAUAUAUGGUUGGAUCUUUUGGUGAAUGGUUGAAUUACCAUCCAGAUAUCCUUGGAUCAGUGAUACCUCUGAUACUACAAGGUCUAACAAACAGUGAAGUUGCCACAGCAGCUACAAUGUCGCUUAAGGAUGUCACCAGAGAGAACCUAGAUCAUAUCAGCCCAUUCAUUCAUCAGAUCUUAUCUUCUAGUCAGAAUGCAUUGAAUAGCAAUACUCUUAAGAGUAAAGAUUGUAUCAGAUUAAUGUGUUCUAUUGGACAAGUGUUGUCAGUUCUAGAGUUUGAAGAAAUCAUGCAGUAUCUGAACGCAAUAUUAACACCACAUCUACAGCAAAUGGACGAACUGUCUAAACAAGAUCCAUCAACAGUAGUAAAGAAUGCAAUAUUACUUAAGCUGAAGAUGGUGAGUUGGUUGUUCCAGUCAUUAGAUACAGACAGAGAAAAGGAGGAAGAUGUAGAGGAAGGUCAACAAAAACCAGCCAAGGUCAAAUCUGACAAACCUAAACCAGUAUAUGUUGUAUUACAACAGAUAGCACCAGUUGUUCAAGCCUUAGUCACAAAAUGGAUAAUGGAUCCUAGUGUUAUAGAGGCAGUAUGUGAAUUAUUUAAGAAAUCUCUGAGAACUUUAAUGGACGAUUUUACUACAAUAGCACAAGAUGUUUCACAGAUGCUAGUUCAGAUGUAUCAAGCCAUCACACAUCCUGCUAUAUUAGAUCUGUCAAAACAGUUAAUUCUGAUGUUUGGUGAAGAUGAGUGUUAUAAAGAGACAUCAAAUGCCUUAUUUAGAUCUCUAUGUGAUAAAACACUUACUCUCUUUCAACAAGGUGCUAACCAGUCCUUUACAGAUGUUAUAGAAGGAUUUAUGAAUUUCCUGGCUCAGGUUAUGAAGAAAAGCAGACAUAUCAUAUUAAGCAGUGGGUGUAAUAUAACGGGUAUAUUUCAUGCUGGUAUUCAGUCAUUAAGUCUUCCUGAACAUCAUACAGUUAAAGCUUCCUCAUCAUUCCUGAUUGAACUUAUAACAUUCAGUCCAGAGAUACCAACAUUAAAUCAAGUGAUAACCUCAGAUGGACAUGUGCUGGUAGAUAAAGUUUUAAGGUCGGUUGGAGGAGAAUCUCCCAGAAGUAUAAUAGAAAACAUUUCAGACAUUUUGUUUACAUUAAACAAGUGUUAUACAGAGCUUCUUGCAAAAUGGUUGCAUGAUUUACUGGCUAAAGAGGGAUAUCCCUCACCUAGGGUAAACAAUCAAGACAAAGAACAAUUCAUUAAAGCAGUUUUAAGAGAAAAAGGGAACAAAAGACGUGGAAGAGAAAUCGUGAAGGAGUUUACACUUAAAUGUCGAGGACUAUUUGGAACAGAGUAUGCAGCACAAGCAUCUGCAUUUUUGUGAUAGCUGUUCUGUCAGAUGUUAAGGAUCCUGUAUUUGUAGUAUUUGCUCAGCUGUUCAGGAGAGUUGUAGGUUGUAGCAGCAAAGAAAAAAUUAGGGCAUUGAAAAUUUCUAAGUUGACCAAAUCAUUGAUUUUUUUUCCAAGACAAAAUGAUUUAGAGUGAUGUAAACAAACUUAUUUUCACAUGC